UAUACAUUCAUUUGACAGCAUGAAUAAUUUGUUGAUAACGGAUUUUGAAAGAAUCGCGAACUCGAAACUUGCGAGAUCAGAUCUUUCUAACCUCAAUUAACUAUUCGCAAAGGGACACAAAAGGAAAAUGUCCGCGCCGAACGGCGGUGUGCGCAAUCGGGAGAACGAGGACCUUCAAGAGAAGAAUUUUCUCCCUUUUCCCAAAAUUCAUGAAGGGAAGAUUCCCACUGAAGAAUUUCUGACGGCUUCUCGAGGUGUCGUACACAUGGUCGAUAAAUUUGGGAAAUUAUUUGCUCCUGUCAAGUAUGACAUGCAGGGAAAUAUUGAUAAACUCACGACAAAAUAUACACUGGAUCGUGAAAGUCACGAUACACUGCAAGACAUGAUUCUGUUAGAAAAGGCUGCUGGAGAAACUAUAAUAGCUACUGAUGCUUUACUAUGGUUGAGAAGAGGACUGCAUAUGAUUCUGUUAUUCUUUGAGAAGAUCAUAGAAGAUCAUAAAGCUGACAAGGCAACCGAAGAUUUGGUAGCAUUUCUUAAGAAAUCGUACAAAGAGGCUUUAGAACCAUAUCACGGUUGGAUGGCCCAGCAACUGUUUGGCUUGCUGUCUCGCUUGGUGCCUACACGAUCUCAGCUUCUCCUAGCUCUUGCUAAUGGACAUGGCAAUAAAGACGAUGAGAUUCUGUCCGAGAUCGAGAUCUUCCUUGUUGGAUUGAAAGAAAAUGUUAUGGUUUUACACUCAUUCUAUGAGCAGCACAAUCUUAAUAGCAUUGCCAUAGUAUAAUGUUUAAGCUUUAUAGGAAUAGUCAAUUAAAACUACAAGGUGCUUUAAUUUGUUGCCAUAUAAUUUUGUACAAAAGAUAUGUGAGAGUAUUCACUUAUACCAUGAAUGGCACUAUCUACUAAUGUUUAAUAGAAGUUGUUUGUGAUCUUACUGUUUUGGUUAGUAAAAAAAAAGUAAUAAUGAAACAAUUAUUACCUUAGCCAAAGUCUUUAAGAGUCAAUAAAUAUAUAUUUUACUAGUA
This is a messenger RNA of Orussus abietinus, 1025 nucleotides long. Its product is annotated as glycolipid transfer protein. Lineage: Eukaryota; Metazoa; Arthropoda; Insecta; Hymenoptera; Orussidae. The transcript has 5 exons. Gene Ontology annotation, biological process: ceramide transport; intermembrane lipid transfer. Gene Ontology annotation, molecular function: ceramide 1-phosphate binding; ceramide 1-phosphate transfer activity. The record is from RefSeq and is a predicted model, not a curated record. Bases 128 to 784 code for a protein of 218 amino acids. Gene Ontology annotation, cellular component: cytoplasm; cytosol; membrane.